AUGUAUCCUGGUGUCGUCGGCGCCGAGAUGUAUCCUAGUGUCAUAGGCGUCGGGAUGUAUCCUGGUGUCGUCGGCGCCGAGAUGUAUCCUGAUGUCGUCGGCGCCGGGAUGUAUCCUGAUGUCGUCGGCGCCGGGAUGUAUCCUGGUGUCGUCGGCACCGGGAUGUAUCCUGGUGUCGUCAGCGUCGGGAUGUAUCCUGGUGUCGUCGCCGCCGGGAUGUAUCGUGGCGUCGGAAAGUAUCCUGGUGCCGUCGGCGUCGGAAAGUAUCCUGGUGUCAUCGGUGCCGGGAUAUAUCUCGAAGAUGAAGGGAUGCCCGGAUGGGCAUUAGGAGCGGCGUAUUUCCAUCUCCGUCGCUCCUUCGUCACCGCCCUCCGCACCGCUUGA
Molecule: messenger RNA, 384 nt
Organism: Trachymyrmex cornetzi
Lineage: Eukaryota; Metazoa; Arthropoda; Insecta; Hymenoptera; Formicidae
Product: galectin-3-like
Exons: 1
Coding region: 1-384 (127 amino acids)
Source: RefSeq, a predicted model, not a curated record